Neoarthrinium moseri is the source of this 1752-nucleotide messenger RNA. RefSeq lists its product as uncharacterized. The record is from RefSeq and is a predicted model, not a curated record. The transcript has a single exon. Bases 1 to 1752 code for a protein of 583 amino acids. Lineage: Eukaryota; Fungi; Ascomycota; Sordariomycetes; Amphisphaeriales; Apiosporaceae.
AUGACUACCCAAACCCCAGUUCCCUACCCGACGACAGAUGGCAUUUCGGGUCCCCCCCUGCGAUGGUUCCUGGACAACGACAAGGACUAUGGCGACGUGCCGGUCUCAUCCUUCGACGAUCGGCGCCUGAAUCCCUUCCGGCCAUCGUACAAUGCCAAUGCGGCAUGGAGGGCAUUCCUCAACGCCCCCAACCGUCACGACUAUAUCCAUCUCCUGUGCCGGUGGCGGCUGCGCUACAUCAACCCCAAUACGCCCACGUGCGACAUGUGCGCCGUGUUUGGACGGGACUGCAGCAUCGGAGGCGAUGGCGACUGCCAGGAAUGCAGUGAGGAUGGAGACAUCUGCGGCGUGGUGAGCCUCCGGAGCACAUCGUCCAUGGUGCAGGAGUACGUCCGCGGCCGAGGGUACUGGUGGUUCACGGGCGUGGGCAAGCGGGCCUGCGAUGCCUGUGUUGCGGGUGACCUGGACAGCGAUUGCGACAUCUGGAGGGACGGGGGUUGUCUGGCAUGUAGUACCAGCGGCGCGAACUGCCUCGUCCGCGGCGAGGUUCCUGGCAGCUUCGCGGAGCGCAUGGCGCGGCGGGAAGGACACGAAGAGCGCAUCACUGACAUCCGGCCAGAGCCCAGGGACUCCCAGCGCGAUCUGGCAUAUAUCUAUAAUCUGGCUAUCCGCAACGUCCCGCCCGUGGUCGAGCCCUACCUGCCCCCCAAAUUGGCCGCGGCCUGGGGCGGCUUGGAUAUGAGUGCCCGCUACUAUGCCACUCUCGAGCAGGCUCACGAGGGGCUUCGAUGGAUGGGGAUGAAAUUCGAGGCAGCACGCACUAUUGGAGAUCCCGGCAUGCCCAGAACGGCGGCUACGGCGUGCGACCCAUGCGGCCGGGCCAACGUAGGCUGUUCAUCCACGCGUGCUGGGAUCACAUGUGACCGGUGUAAGUUCCACCGGCAAGAGUGCCGCUGGUUCUGGAUACCUGUCGCAGCAAGGACGCGUGUCGUGUGUCGUGAGUGUAGGGCAGCUGGCCGCCCAGACCUCUGCGACGCCGAGGCGCCCUCUGUCCCGGCAGUAUGGGGCAAGGGGUGCUCGUGUUGCCGACAGCUCGAUCAGCAUUGCACCUACAUUGCACCAAACCUCAACACUCACACGCUCUUCCCACGCCCCGACGGGAUUUUGCGCCCCAUGUGCUGCGACCAGUGCUUGGAGCAUGUCGACCCGAUCCACCCGCCCGACGGCAUCAAGUCCUGCUCGUACCGCAGCGACCUGGCUGGCCCGGAGCAGCCCAGCGAGCCAUGCGAGCAGUGCUUGGUCAGCGGCCGCGUGUGCACCAUUGGCGGGCGCGUCUUCUACGCGCCGGAGCUCAGCACGGUGGUCCCCGUCCCGCCCGCGAACUCGCAGACCCGGCCGUCGCACCUGUUCCUGACGAAGAAUCUGCCCCGCGAGCGGCUGCGGCAUCAGGUUGAGCAGGUGCAGGCGCCCCGGGAGGACGUCCCGGUCUCGUACGAGGCGCGGGCGGGCAGCACGGAGCUUGUGGGGCUGGGCGGCGGCGGCGACGCCGCCGAGUGGAGCGCUGAGCGGCUGGCGAACCGGGAGCCCGGCUGGGCCAGCGUCGGGCUCCGCGAGGCGGGCAACCGGUACGGCACACGUCCGAGGCGGCGCCAGGUCCGCGGCGCAUGGGACCCGGAGACGCGCACCGCCGGCGGGCGCUGGCUAGGCGGGCCUCCCAGCGGUGGGACUGCCCCUAUGGAUGGUGGUGCUUGA